GUUUGUAAUUUUUGAUGCAAAGUUUUUAACGAAAAUCGUAACAAUUUACGCAACAGUAAGGUUUUGUUUCUAACAAAACUCGAAAAUGGCGCAAAGAUUUCCGGGACCUGUCUCGAACCAAGUCCCAGGUGGACCGCCGCCCCCUCAAAGGUACCAACAACCGCCGCCGAAUCAAGGAAUGAGGCAAUACGGUCAACAGACCUUUCCACCCAGGCCGGGCUACAAUCCUCCGCCUCCAAAUAUGCAGUCGAGCGGGGGCACUAUGAUUCAAAGACCACCCGGGGCCCCCUAUUCGCCGAUGCGUGGAGGGCCCAUGCCUCCCCAACCGGUGGGCAAGAGGCCUUCGGAUAACAGGAAUCCAUUACAACAGAAGACCGGCGAUUACAGCCACGGCACGAGCAAGAAAAAAAAGAAACUGGCCGAUAAAAUUUUACCCCAAAAAGUGAGAGAUUUGGUGCCCGAGAGCCAAGCCUACAUGGACCUGCUAGCUUUCGAAAGAAAACUCGAUUCCACCAUUAUGAGAAAGCGAUUAGACAUACAAGAAGCUUUAAAGCGCCCGAUGAAGCAGAAAAGAAAAUUGCGAAUUUUCAUCUCCAACACCUUCUACCCGGCGAAAGAGCCCCAACCCGAAGGCCCCGACGGUCCCGGCCAAGAAGGCACCGUAGCCUCCUGGGAACUCCGAGUCGAAGGCAGACUACUAGAAGACUCUAAAAACGACCCCAACAAGGUAAAGCGAAAAUUCUCCUCGUUCUUCAAGUCCCUGGUCAUCGAGCUCGACAAAGAGCUCUACGGCCCCGACAAUCACCUAGUCGAAUGGCACCGAACCCUCACCACCCAAGAGACCGACGGCUUCCAAGUGAAACGGCCCGGCGACAAGAACGUGCGCUGCACCAUUCUGUUGCUCCUCGACUACCAGCCGUUGCAGUUCAAGCUCGACCCGAGGCUGGCCCGAUUGCUCGGCGUCCACACGCAAACCAGACCGGUGAUCAUAUCCGCCCUGUGGCAGUACAUCAAGACGCACCGGCUGCAGGACGGCCACGAGCGCGAGUACAUCAUCUGCGACAAGUAUUUGGAGCAGAUCUUCAACUGUACUCGCAUGAAGUUCGCCGAGAUCCCGCAACGGUUGAAUCCCCUGCUGCAUCCGCCCGAUCCGAUCGUCAUAAACCACGUUAUAUCCGUCGAAGGCGGCGCCGAGAGCAAACAAACGGCUUGCUACGAUAUAGAUGUUGAGGUUGACGACACGCUGAAGACUCAAAUGAAUAAUUUCCUGUUGAGUACGGCCAGUCAGCAGGAAAUUCAGGGAUUGGACGCGAAGAUUCACGAAACUGUUGAUACUAUAAAUCAGCUGAAGACUAACAGGGAGUUUUUCCUGAGUUUUGCUAAGGAUCCUCAGCAGUUUAUACACAAAUGGAUCGUGUCUCAAACGAGAGAUCUUAAGUCGAUGACCGAUGUGGUGGGGAAUCCGGAGGAGGAGAGGCGAUCGGAUUUCUUCUACCAACCUUGGGCUCAGGAGGCUGUAUGUCGGUACUUCUAUACUAAGGUGCAGCAGAAAAGGGCAGAGUUGGAGCAGGCCCUUGGUAUUCGUAAUAAUUAGUUUGUCUGUAAGAUGUGUAACGUUUUUUAGAUUUUUAAGUAAACUGGAGGUAGUUUUUGUAUUGCGAGAAAUGAGCUAAUUCGAAUUUGUUUCCAUUUAAUCAUAAUAAAAUUAUAUAUUCAAGUA
This is a messenger RNA of Phyllotreta striolata, 1720 nucleotides long. NCBI's taxonomy places the organism in Eukaryota, Metazoa, Arthropoda, Insecta, Coleoptera, Chrysomelidae. The record is from the annotation of a GenBank genome assembly.